Messenger RNA from Schistosoma spindalis, 2048 nucleotides. The record is from the annotation of a GenBank genome assembly. NCBI's taxonomy places the organism in Eukaryota, Metazoa, Platyhelminthes, Trematoda, Strigeidida, Schistosomatidae.
GUGAUAUUAGAUGUAUCAUUAACUGAAGUUGACUUUUAAAUUUGUUCUAAUGCCUGUCUUAUCUCAUUAGUUUACUUACAUUAUCUGUUGUGAUUAUAAUAUAAUACAGUAAGGUGAAUAGUGACAGUGCCACCUUGUCGAUAAUGGAUACAUUAUUCAUUAGUUCAACAUUUGAUUCAUUUGAUGUUCUGUAUACGUUACUAUUUGGACUUCUUGUAUUUUGCAUUAUGGCACCGACUACAGAGUUUAUUUCUGCUGGUGUAACAUUAGAGAAUUUGUUUAAUCGAUUUCUUGGUAAUGAAAGUCUAUACUUUGUACAGUAUCAUUUAAAAAGAACUGUGAUGAUACGAUUAUUUUCAUCGUCAUUGGUCUUUCUGUAUUUUAUGUUCAUGCAGUUUUUGUCCAAAAAUGUAGCAGUUUCUGCUCCAAAUAUUUCAUUUCCAUUUACAAUUUGGGAUGUGAUUUUAUGGAUUGGCAUAGGCAGUCUAACUGUCAUCGGGUCACAUACUUAUUUAGUUUGGUAUGGAUCUGGUACAUGGUAUGGUCAUCCAACAAUUUUAUCAUUAAAACGGAUUAUUAUGGAAUCACUGCCUGAUUCACAAUUGUCAUCUUCAGCUACAGCAUCAUCAUCCUUGUCAAAUGGCGCAUUUAGUGUCGCUAUAAAAGCUUUAAUAUCUUCAAUAAAUUCUGAAUAUCAACGUUCUGAUAAAUUCGUAGCAGGUCAAGGAAGUUUAUCAACUAAUUGGUCAGGUCGACGAUUUGUCAUCACAAAUUCGUGGAUUUUAACUUCACGUUUUACUGAAUUCAAAAUACUUAAACAAUCUUCGGAAAAUAUGUUAGCUGUUGUUGUUUCAGCAUGUUCAGUGCUGGAUCCAAGCUCUCUAACUCAAGGUGGUCAACCUGACGGAGAAAGUCUCGGUGUGCAAACAAUUGUUACAGUGAGAUUUAUACGUACAGAUACAGGAGUGUGUUUGCUUAGUUUUGGACUCGAAAACUAUUUUCGUCUUAAUACCGAACUGAAUGGGUGCAGAACAAAGUCAAAAAGAUCUGGUCAUUCUUCAUCUCUGCCUUCUUCGCCUCGAUAUGAUUGGCGUCGUUCAUCAUUAUCGGGACUUGUUAGUACCUCGUAUUUGGAAAACACUAACAAUAGUCGCAAUCAUGGUAGCUUUCAAAUUUCUUCUAAGCAAAAACACCAACAACGAAGUUCUGUAUCUAGUCUACCAAAAGAUACUUUUGCUUCAUCAUCAACUGAGCUGGGUUUAGAUAUAUGUCAAAGAUCGUCUUCGACUAAAUCGUUAAAUUACUCCUCAUUUGACAAGUUAUCCUCAACGACUAAUCGCAAACAAGCUGAUGUCGGCAUACUAAUUGUCAAUCGUGGUCGUCAAACUUCAAGUCAUUAUGAUUUAAGUGGCAGUAGAGAUAGUUGCAACAAUCAUACAGAAUUAGGUCGAGUUAUAUUGAAAAAACUUCAACGGAUUUCUACAUUUGAACCACUUUUGCCUACCAUGAAAGUACAGUAUCAUUCGUCAAUGGCAGCAACAAUAGCGAAUCAACCAUAUGCAUCAACUUCUCAAUCGAUUCCACCAUUAUCGUCGUCAAUGUCAACAGCAUUUAAAAAGAGACAACUUAUUCCACAUCUUCCAGAGUUUGAUUUUGAAGCGUUGGUGAAAAUGUCAUCAGUCUAUGAGCAAUAUUUGCAUAAAUAUACUACUGAAUUGUCACAAAAACAAUCUGAUCUGAUCAUUAUAGAAAAUAAAAUUGAUCGAGAUAUUUCACAACUUGUUGAAACACUUCAGGCACGUGAGAAAGGUAUCAACAAUAAUCAACAUUCCAUUAGUUCAAUAUUUCAAAGUCCUUUCAAUAGUCCAAAGAAAGUUAAUACAACUACAAAUUCAAUAAAUGACUCGACGAAAUUAUCCGGAUCUCAACAAAUUGAAAAUAUUGUUUUAUUAACUAGUCAAAUUUCAUGUUUAUUAACACAAUGCGAUGAAUUGAGUAAACAGUUAAUGAAUUCAAUAAAUAAUUUAAACGAAUUAUUACCUGAAUAA